CUCGUGUGGACGCGCGCGGGGGAAAAUGACGUCGUCGCUCCAGAUCAAGGAGGUGGUCGCGGAGCUGGAUGGUCAGCGAUCUGUCGCGGGAGAGCUUGUCGUGUAUCACCCGGUUCGAGACAGCUUUGUGUCGGUCACGACAACGUCGCUUCAGGAAAUCGAUGCGCGGACGGGUGUGCUGGUAGGCGAAGUCUUGUUUGAUGGGUCGCUCCUCGGCGACAAACCGAACGCUUUCGAGUGUUUGGUGGCAUGUGGCCACAAAUACGUCGUUGCCGCCUUGUCCAGAUUCCUCGUCAUCUGGGACUUGCGGGAAAUGGUCCUCGCCCACAUUGCCGAAGUGGCUGUCGCGGGAACGAUGUCGCAGAAAACCAAACACAUUUCGGCGCUCACGGCGUCCACGGACGUCGUCGGCACACUCUUCUUCGCGCACGAAGGGAGCCAAAGCAUUCGCGUUGUUCCUGUCGAUGCGUUGGUGCAAGGACGGUCGACAAGCAUGCGAAAGGUGCUUCGAAAGGCCGCUACGCGGAAUUCGGCCAUCACCGCAUUAACCUACCACACCUCGCAUGCAGUGCUCGGUUGCGGGGCUUCCGACGGCUCGGUGCAGCUGUGGAAACUUGCCGAUACCAGCGAACUUGCGGCGGGUCGCGCGGAUGCCGCCGCCGGCGAAGCUGAACUCACGCAUGACGUGGUGGCCGCGCUCAACGCAAAGCCCGCGGCCGUGCAGUCGCUGGUCGUCCACGUCACAGACUCCGGAGCCCUUCACGUGGCCAUUACGUAUGUGUCCAGGCAUAUUGACGUGUACCGGGUCCAGGAUCGCCAGCUCAGCCCAUCGACCCCCAUUGGGAGCGUUGGCUUGCCGCACGGAUUCACGUUUGCAAAGAAACAGGCGAUCGCUUUCGGGCACGUCCCGAAUACGCUCUUGGUCGUGCUGGAUGACGCGGCGACGGUCGGCGGCGCCGUGUUGCAUCUCGUUCGGUAUGGCGGCCCGGACGACGCGACUCGAUUUGGCACGCCGUUGGACCUGUAUGCCCUUGGCCCAAACGACCCCUCGGCGUUCGUCCAUGUCGCCGUGUGUGGCAGCCACGGGUCGGCGUUGUACACGUCGACUGCGACCGGCCGGUCGGUGGCAUGUCUCGGCUACGCAGACGACGAGCCGAUCGACGUUGCCAGCCCAACGUGUCGACAGUGGAGCACGUCGAUGCCGCUAUCGUUUGGCCAGUACUGCCACCCCGAGAGCAUUCCCGACAGCUUUCUCCAGCUGGCAUGGUCGUCCGACUUGAAUCGGUACGACGUGGCCAAGCUGUCGCUAAAAACGAACGACCGGUGCCCCGAUGUGUCGUUUGGCACGGUGCCACACACGCUGGAGAACCAACUCGCGAUGCCACUGCGGCUCGUGGCAUCGCCCGACUUGGCUCGUGCCGGCGUUCUCUUGGAAACAUCGUCGUCGGUCGCAGUCUUUGUCACGUCGGCAGAGUCGUCCGCGACGUACGACGUGGCGGACGCGUGCUUUACACUGCAAGGACACCUCGUCACGCUCGUUCCGUCUCGGAAAAGCGUGCGUUGGCACGACGAUGUCCAGUCCGCUGAGCCGCAUGGUGCGUCGUUUCCGCUGCCGGUGGCCGCCGACCGCAUCUUUGCGACCCGCCUCCCCUUGGACAACACGUCGGACAUGUGCAAGAUCUUGUUUGUCAUCCGGGACGCGGCACACGACACACUGCGACUGAGCGACCGCUCGUUGGCGUUCGCUGCCGACAGCCCGAUCAUGUGGACAUCCCACAAGACUGAGCGGGUAGUGGACGUGCAGAUGGAACCGUCGACAGGCCAGCUGCACAACAUCGCCGUGCUGACAACCCACCGCGUCGUGAUUUUGGAUCCGUCGUUGGUCGCCGUGGCGUCGUACGCGCCGACGAAUCCACUCGUCAUGACGCCGGUGUCCAUGCUGUGGAUUGGGUCCGCGAUUGCGUUUGUCACGGGCGGCGGCGGCGCGCUCUACUACCUGCCCACGCAGAAACAAGCUACGACCGUGCCAGCAUUGCUGUGCACGUUGGCAAAGCCAGCGCCGUCCGUGGCGUUUUCCGCGAUCCAACUGAUCGCGAUUUUGCCCGACCGGCUCGUGUACACCGUGCAGCUACCGACGUCGGGCACUGUCGCCACACUCACGCGGCCGUUCUCUGUCGUUGACGUGCUUGCGCACAGUCAGGACGACUUUGACGUGACGAGGCAAUAUGUGAUGCGAGAACUCGACUGCUCGCCGCACAUUUCCGUCAGCCAUCGGCUCGUGUCAGUGCUAGGCACGCACGACCCGGAGCUGUGUUUAAGGGCGCUGUCGCCGCCUCCAUCGACGACGGGAAACUUCCGCCAGACGUCGCACUUGUCGACCGCAGUGGUGUGCAACGUCCUCAUGACCGUCCAUCGGUGGAAGGAUGCGCUGCUACAUGCGGUGGUCGACGACCCUGGCCUUCAAGAAUACGCAAGUGACCCCGUCGGCGCGAGUGGGGCACAGCUGCCGCAGCGGCUGAGCGGCAUGUCUAGCCAGUUGAGUCAUUUCGGGCGGAUCAUGGAGACGUUUGGUCAGUUCAGCGUGGCGGGCCAGUGCUACGAUGUCGCGGGCAACGACAGGGCGCUCGUGGAGCUUGUGCUGAAGUGUGGCGAGCGUGAAGCCCUCGAUGCGCUCGUGAAUGCCAUUCGACCGACCAAUGGACCUCUCGCCGCGGCCUUGACGGGCGGCACUCGCCCCGAGAUCAUGCCGAAGCACGACCCGUUUCGAUUGCUUUGCAACGAGCACGUAACAUUUGAGCGCCGCAGUCGAUUGCUACCGUCCGUCACGUCGGUCCUGCGCCAAGCCAAGCUCCAGAGUCCGCCAGCACCGACCAUGCCGCCUCUGCAGUGGAAGUACUACUCGUGGCGGCGUCUGGCACCGGAAGAAAUGGGCGAGUGGACCGGGUCGACCCAUGUGCACUACGCGACGGAAGAAUUCAAGCCACGCAAGCAUGCAGCUGCGACGUCUGCGGUUGCUGGAAAGCUAAGUGUCGACACGCAGCAGAGCAGCUUCCACGACGCGGACAACGGCGGCGGGGCGGCGGGCCCUCUGUCAACCGCAGCGGCGGCAAUCGGGCCGUUCCUCGAAGAAGAGGAUGGAGUUGUCGCGUACUGGCGGUUUGAAGAAGGCGCAGCCCACGCCACCGUCACAAGCGGAACCCAAUUCGUCGACACGUCCAAGCGUGAGAACCACAUUACGCUUCAAAACCUUGACCUGGUCGUGUCGACUGCGCCCGUCGACCGCGGCGAAGAAGCCAAACUCCAACCGGAGUACGCGCUGCGAUUCCCGUCGCCGUCGGCUGGCGGUUGUGGCCACGUUGUGGUGAAGAAAGGAGCGAGUACGCUCGACAUUGGCGUGAGCUACGACGACGAUCCGUACCGGCGCAGCUUGACUGUCGAGAUGUGGAUCAAGCCGGUCGAGACGGCCGCUGGCGCGUUCACCGGCACCCUCAUGCGGCGGGAGACACCGUCGCCGGGGGACGCGUUGUGGGAAUUGGCCGUCGACAGCGGCGCGCUCGCGUUUACUCUGCUCGGACAAACAGUCCGGACGGACAAGUCGGCAGUCAAGGAGGCGACGUGGCAGCACGUAGCAGCAGUCGUCGACGUGAGUAGCGACGACAAGGCAACGAUUCGUCUUGCGGUCGGCGGCGCCGUGGCCGUGACCAACGACGUCCGGCUGCCGAAAGCAGCUCGGUCUGGCGACGUGUCGACGCUGGUCGUCGGCCCCAACCUGGGCGGCGUGGAAGUGACCGAGAUCCGCAUCUGGGCGACUCCCCGGUCCGCGCAGCAGCUCCACGACAUGAAAGAAAACUACUUGGCGAUGGCAGAAUCGAAGAAGCGCAUCAAGAUGAAAAUCCACAACCGCGACUGCCAGUGCGACAAGUGCCUUGGCCGGCGGCAGCACACCCCGAUUGCCAAGCUCGCGAUGGUCCAGCCGCUCGCGUUGACGCCGACGAGUCGCGAUCGACGCCAGCGCAUGAAAACCCCCAAGAGCGAAGAAACGAGGACGUAAUCCAUUCAAUGCAACCCCACGUCCCUUCCUCCGUGAUGCGACGCCGUCCGUUUGGAGCGCACAUGACACGACUUCAAGUGUGAGCCCCCGCGACGUUCGGGCCCAUCGUGAGCUACAUCUUUGUGCUUCAUGGACAGCAUCCGUGGCGAGCUCGCACUUGCCC
This is a messenger RNA of Aphanomyces invadans, 4214 nucleotides long. RefSeq lists its product as hypothetical. The transcript has 15 exons. Lineage: Eukaryota; Oomycota; Saprolegniomycetes; Saprolegniales; Verrucalvaceae. The coding region runs from base 26 to 4051 and encodes 1341 amino acids. The record is from RefSeq and is a predicted model, not a curated record. Gene Ontology annotation, molecular function: protein binding.